CACUACUACAAUACUAUAAUAUACCUAGGUAAACUACCUAAGUCUGUCAAAAGACAAACUCCACAGUCUCCCAUCAUUGUCUAAAAAACACUCUUCUCAUUUCCUCAUGGACCAACCACAUUACACCUCUCUCAUUUUCUUCAUCCUUCUCUUCCUACCUUUAUCACUUCAACAGCAAAACUCAAAGCUCAGUAUCUCAGAUCUCAAUGCACUAAAAACCAUCAAAGCCUCACUCACAGACAUCCCUCGUUCCACAUUCUUCUCCUCCUGGGACUUCACCGCACCCAAUCCCUGCUCUUCAUUUUCUGGCCUCACUUGCUCUCUCAUUUCCUCUUCUCUCCGAGUCACCAUUCUCUCACUCGGCACUGGCCUCUCCGACUCACCUGGUCUUGCUGGGUCACUCUCUUUUGCCCUCUCUCAACUCACCGAAUUAACCCAACUCGUCCUCUUCCCAGGCCUAGUCACCGGUCCAAUCCCAUCCCAACUCGGCAAACUCACAAACCUCCGAGUCAUCUCCUUAACUAACAACCGCUUAACCGGUCCCAUACCCACCUCUCUCUCUUCCUUAACAAACCUCCACACCCUCGACCUGAGUUACAACCAACUCACUGGGUCAAUCCCACCGGGUCUCACUGAGUUAGCCCGACUCAAAGUCCUCAUUCUAGCCUCAAACUCUCUAUCCGGCGAGUUACCCACCGUGUCGACCCAGCUGUUACAUUUAGAUUUGAAAAGAAACAGACUCAACGGGAAACUUCCGUUACUACCGUUAUCCCUACGUUACUUGUCGGUUUCGGAGAAUACGAUGUGGGGCCCACUCAAUGCCUUGGAUUCACUCUCCGAGUUAGUGUACCUCGACUUAAGUAUGAACAAAUUCAGUGGGCCCAUCCCGACCUCACUCUUCAAUCCCACACUCUCUUCAUUACUAUUACAACGGAACAAUUUAUCUGGUGGGCUCCCACAAAGAGCGGACCCCACCAAAUCAUCAUCCUACGGUGAUGGUUCGAUCGUGGACUUGAGUCAUAACUUCUUAUCUGGGGAGAUAUCGACGGUUCUGGUUGGGGUGGAGAGCGUGUUCUUGAAUAACAACCGUCUGAUUGGUACAGUGCCUAAGGAGUACACUAAGAGCUUGUACCUUGGUACCACCAAGACCUUGUACUUGCAACACAAUUAUCUCACAGGGAUUAAUUUGGAGUAUAGAAUGAAGUUGCCGGAUACGACGUCGUUGUGCUUGCUGUAUAACUGCAUGGUCCCACCACCUGUUGGGGUUAGAGCGUGUCCAGCCAGUGCCGGAUCACAGAUCUCAAGGCCAGCGAGGCAGUGCUACAAAGUUUGAUUAACUGAUUGUGUUUGUUUUUAUGUUAAUUAUGGGGUCUGGCUUUGCGUCCAGUGUUCUUGUAACAUGACGAAAGCCCUACCCCGAUAAUUAAUUAUUAUAUAUACAUCUAUAUGUGUUAGUUAGUGUUACUAAUGUAUUCACAUGAAUUGUAAGAGAGUUGAAGGAAGGGAUAGAUGAUAGAUAUACAUUAUUUGUUCAGUAAUAAAAGAAGUAUUUUUUA
Molecule: messenger RNA, 1556 nt
Organism: Quercus robur (English oak)
Lineage: Eukaryota; Viridiplantae; Streptophyta; Magnoliopsida; Fagales; Fagaceae
Product: probably inactive leucine-rich repeat receptor-like protein kinase IMK2
Exons: 1
Coding region: 107-1333 (408 amino acids)
Molecular function (GO): protein binding
Source: RefSeq, a predicted model, not a curated record